Messenger RNA from Fusarium keratoplasticum, 15669 nucleotides. RefSeq lists its product as uncharacterized. NCBI's taxonomy places the organism in Eukaryota, Fungi, Ascomycota, Sordariomycetes, Hypocreales, Nectriaceae. The record is from RefSeq and is a predicted model, not a curated record. Gene Ontology annotation, cellular component: fungal-type cell wall. Bases 1 to 15669 code for a protein of 5222 amino acids. Gene Ontology annotation, biological process: cell adhesion. The transcript has 3 exons.
AUGUGGUUGUCACGGGGGCUUCUUGCCUCUACACUCCUUACCGCCAUCAAGGCACAAGACGAUAACAACAACAACGACAUUCCUUCACUUGAUAUCCCAGACCUCGCAACACAGAUCCGAGGUUCUAUCUUUGCUGUAUCUCUAAUUCCCCAUGCUGAGACAACCCUGAGCGGAGGUCAUGGCACCCUCAACGACAACGAUGACGCCUUUCCCGCUACCGCUCUUCCUCAUGAUCAGUCCGCCCCUGGCGGAGCUUCUCCCAACACACCUGUGGCCCAGCAGCCUCCCACCAUUACGAUCCCUCCUUCCACCGACUAUCCUUACGAGAGAAUCAUCAAGGCGUACACAGGGACGCGAACCAUCAUCAAUGUUGUCACUACGAUUGCCGAGCCAGACGGAACGCGAGCCGGUACCGUCAUUGUCGAGCUUGCUAGCACGCUUUAUUCGGCCUUCACACCUGGACAGUCUGGCGCUCUGACGAUUCCUCCCUCGUUGGAGGAUCCCAUGUUCACUGUCAUUCAGGCAUUCCCUGGACCUACGACUCUGCCACCCAGAACGAUUACUAUUUCUGCUUCAGGAACGAACCCUGGAACUGUCAUUAUUCAGACUCCUUGGCCUGAGACACCAAACACGGCUACACCUGGAUCUCCUGGUGCACCCGAUGCGGGCUCUCCUGAUACUGGCUCACCUGGCUCUGGAUCUCCGGAUUCAGGAGCUCCUGGUGCUGGUUCUCCCGACUCUGGUUCGCCUGAUGCUGGCUCUCCAGACUCCGGUUCUCCUGGUGCAGAUGCUCCUGGCGCAGGCUCUCCUGGAUCGCCAGGAUCUGCCGACACUUCCAACGUCGUCAUCAUCCAGACUUACACUGGUACCGUCUCCAUCACUCGACCCGUCCUCACUACCAUCACGGCACCUGGCGGUGGUCAGGGUACUGUCGUCAUCCAGGUUCCUCCUGGAACUCAGGGUGCUGGCGAAACCGUCACGAUUCCUCCCAGCGCCGACAGCCCUUUCACCACCAUCCUCCGUCCUCACACUGGGCCUACUCCUAUCUCCACGGCAGUCACCAUCCUCAUUCCCCCGACCGCAGGAGGAGAUGGCGGAACCAUCGUUAUCGAGACUCCGACUCCCGAUAGUGGUGAUACGGGAAUCAUCGAUCCCGGAAACAAGGUCGCUCAGCCUGGCAAUGAGCUGCCAACUGGGCAGAGGAACGUCGUCGUCACUCUUCCAUCAGACCCCAACAGCCCGUUCGUCACGAUUGUGCAGGGUCAUGACGGAACUGACACGAUUACGGUGCCGACCACUAUCACGAUUCAGCCCAGUGGAGGCGAGAAGGGAACCAUCAUUAUUGAGACUCCCAACGCGCCGGCUCCGACUCAAGGUUCGCCGAUUACGAUCGCGCCUGGCCCUGGCGGCUCCACUACCACGAUUGUGAGGGAGCACACCGGUGAUCCAAUUACGGUCCCUACUACCAUCACAAUCACUGGAGCACCUGGGCAACCCGGCACGAUCAUCAUCGAGACCCCGAGCCUGAAUAGCCCUCAGACCAGAGUUCGAUCUCCUGAUGAGCCCAUCACCAUCCCGAGUGGCCCAGAUUCUCCUACAACCAUCUUCCGACCCCACGUUGGUGAUCCCAUCACCGAGCCUAUUACUCUCACUAUUGCGCCUUCGGGAGGUCAGCCUGGUACAGUCAUCAUCGAGACUCCUGCUCCCUCUACUCCCCAGCCGGGUCAGGAGACCAUCACCAUUCCUGCUGGUGGUGAUAGCCCAUGGGCGACCAUUGUUCGGCCGCAUCCUGGUGAUCCGAUCACGUCUGCUAUCACCAUCACCCAGACCCCAGUUGGAGACCAGCCCGGUACCAUCAUCAUUGAGACUCCUGUCACCAAGUUCCAGCAGACCCCAACUGCCCAGACCCCCUCUGGCGCUCAAACUUCACCUGGAGCUCAGACCGGGCCUGAUGGAUCUGUUCAGACUUCUCAGCCUGGUGAUUCUGGUGAUGGCGAGCUCACGAUCCCUCCUAGUCGUGACAACCCUUACAUCACCAUCUACCGGCCUCACACUGGUGAUCCCAUCACUGCCCCUAUCACCAUUACUCAGACUCCUGCGAAUGGACAACCGGGUACUAUCAUAAUUGAGACUCCAGCGACGAGGAUCAACACCCCGGCCGGCACUGAGCCCAUCACUAUCCCGACUGCUUCUGAUAGGCCCUACGUGACAAUCUACCGACCUCGCGAGGGAUCGCCGAUUACUGAGCCGAUCACCAUCACCCAGCCUCCUGCCAAUGGCCAGCCCGGAACUAUCAUCAUUGAGACUCCGGCGCCCGAGGUCACCGUGGCUCCCACCUCUUCGGGCGGUCUUGCCACUGUCUUCCGUCCGCACACGGGUGAUCCUAUCACGGCUCCCAUCACCAUCGCGGAUGGCAGCACCGUCUACAUCGAGACUCCCCCGCCGGUCAAGUGGGCUCAGACUCAGAGCUCGGCUCAGCAGCCGACCACCGUCUCUGGUUCAGAUGGCUACAUCACCAUCUACACCCCGUAUCCCGGCCCUGGAACCAUUGAUACUCCUAUCACCAUCGUUACUCCCCCUCGGGACGGUCAACCUGGAACGGUUCUGAUUGAGACGCCUGUGCCACAGACCCCCACCCAGGGCCCGGUCGAAACGCCAGAGCCCGCGACCACUGUGUCUGGCUCGGAUGGUUACGUGACGAUCUACACUCCUUACCCAGGACCUGGCAAGAUCUCGUCACCUAUCACUAUCAUUACUCCUCCUCAGGGAGGACAGCCCGGAACUGUUCUCAUUGAGACCCCAGUUCCUGACCUGACUCAGCCUCAGCAGAGUGGCCCGGCUACUGUUACCGAUCCUGAGCGAUGGGUUACCAUCUACACGCCUUUCCCUGGCCCCGGCACGAUUUCGCAGCCCAUCACCAUCACUCAGCCUCCUGCGAAUGGACAGCCUGGUACUAUCCUCAUCGAGACACCAGUACCUCAGAGUUCGAACCCUUCGGACUUCUACGUGACUGUCUACCGACCUUAUCCAGGCCCAGGAACUAUCACUACGCCCAUCACUCUGACCCAGCCUCCUGCCAAUGGUCAGCCCGGCACUAUCUUUAUCGAGACUCCUGCUCCUCCUACGGAGACUCCGACUCCGACUGUGCCACAGAUGUCGGCUGGGCCUAUCACUAUCCCUCCUGGUCCUACUGGUUCCUACGUGACCAUCUACAGACCUUACCCAGGCCCUGGCACUAUUACUGCGCCCAUCACAUACACCCAGCAGCCUUCGAAUGGACAGCCUGGCACCGCCAUCAUUGAGACUCCCGUGUCGGCGGCCCCUUCGACGACCGAGACUCCUGGUGGAACGCUCACUGUUCCGACUGCUUCAGAUCGGCCAUAUGUUACCAUCUACCGACCUUACCCAGGUCCUGGUAACAUCGACUAUCCUAUCACCAUGACGCAGCCUCCCGCGAACGGUCAGCCUGGAACCAUCAUUAUCGAGACCCCGACUCCGGUUGUCUUUACCAAGUUCCAGCCCAGCAGGCCGCCGGUCACGAUUCCAGCCGAUGAUGAUAACUAUAUCACCAUCUACCGACCUCACACCGGAGCUCCUAUCACUGCGCCAAUCACGGUCACUACGAUCGCCCCCUCAGGCGGGCAGCCCGGCACAGUGAUUAUCGAGACUCCGGCUGUUGUUGAGUCGACUGAGGCUCAGACCACUAGCGACGCGGCCGUUACUAUUCCUCAGGGUCAGGAUGGCUAUGUGACUGUUUAUCGACCUCAUACUGGUUCUCCCAUUACGGCGCCGAUUACUGUCACUACCAUCCUUCCUUCGGGAGGUCAGCCUGGUACUGUGAUCAUUGAGACCCCAGGUCCCGUGGAUCCCACUCAACCUGAGACUACGACUGCUCCCCCGCCAGUUACGAUUCCUGCUGAUCAGGGUGGCUAUGUUACCGUCUACAGGCCUUAUCCAGGCCCUGGCUCUAUCACGGCUCCUCUCACUGUUGGUACUAUCGCUCCUUCAGGUGGUCAACCCGGUACUGUCAUCAUUGAGACGCCAGUUCCCCAGACCCCCACUGAGACUCAGUCUCCACCGGUCACUGUUCCUCAGGGCGAUGAUGGUUAUGUCACGGUCUAUCGUCCGUAUCCCGGCCCUGGGAUUAUCACAGCGCCUAUUACGGUCACAACCAUUGCUCCCUCAGGCGGACAGCCGGGUACUGUUAUCAUCGAGACCCCAGUGCCACAGACACCGGCGCCAACUCAGUCGGCGACUCUCACUGUUUCCGAUGAUCAGAAUGGUUACAUCACCAUCUACAGGCCAUACACUGGAGCGAGUGCCAUUACGGCCCCGAUCACGGUCACCACUAUUCCCCCAUCUGGUGGACAACCAGGAACGGUCAUCAUUGAGACCUUGGUGCCUCAGACUCCUACUGAGACUCAGUCCUCUGGUAACCCUCCAGUGACGAUCCCUCCUGGUCCUGAUAACUCGUAUGUGACGGUCUAUCAGCCGUAUCCUGGUCCUGGAGUCAUCACGGCUCCUGUCACAGUCACUACGAUCGAGCCCUCUGGUGGACAGCCUGGGACUAUCAUCAUUCAGACUCCCGUCCCCUCGACACCGACGCCGACUGCCGACCCUCCUGUCACCAUUCCUCCUGGCCCUGAGAACUCGUACGUCACGGUCUAUAGGCCUCACGAGGGUCCCGACCAGAUCACUGCGCCUAUCACCGUCACCACCAUCGAGCCGACCAACGGCCAACCUGGAACCAUCAUCAUCGAGACCCCUGGCCUGCAGACUGGCAACAAGGUCAACAUCCCGCCAGUCACCAUUUCUCCCGGCCCACAGGAGACCUACGUCACGGUUUACAGGCCUCACACUGGAGCCGACGUUAUCACUGCUCCCAUUACGGUCACGACCAUCGCUCCUUCAAAUGGCCAGCCGGGAACAGUUAUCAUUGAGACUCCCGUCGAGGCCCAGCCAACCUCAACCCAAGAGGCUCCAUCGACGAUCUCCUCGCCUGGUGCUUCUUACAUCACUGUCUACCGACCCCACACUGGGCCUGAUGUGAUUACCGCACCUGUCACUGUUACCACUAUCCCGCCAUCUGGGGAUCAGCCUGGUACUGUGAUCAUUGAGACUCCCGCACUAGUCGAGCCCUCAACUUCGGCAGAUGAGCCUACUACGGUAUCUUCACCUGGUGCUACUUACGUAACUGUCUAUAGGCCGCACACUGGACCCGACGUCAUCACCGCGCCGGUCACAGUUACUACGAUCCCUCCUUCCGGAGAUCAACCCGGUACAGUCAUCAUCGAGACCCCCACCGACCCCGAGCCCACUCCGGCCCCGGCUCCGGCCCCACCUUUGACCACCUCUCGUUCCGGCGCGUCUUAUCUCACCGUCUAUCGCCCUCACACCGGAGCGGACGAGAUCACGGGUGAGGUUACGAUUACGACUAUUGACCCUACAGAUGACGGACCCGGAACCAUUAUCAUCGAGACUCCGAUUCAGAGGGUGGUUGUGCUAACAACCUCCUCUCAAGCUGACUACUAUGUUACAGUUUACCGACCUCACGAGGGUCCAGACGUUAUCACAGAGCCAGUGACUGUCACCACCAUUGCACCAUUGGACGGACAGCCUGGUACUGUGAUUAUUGAGACCCCAGGUCCGCAGGCGCCUCCAGUGACCACUUCUGGCCCUGCUCCUUCGUACAUCACCAUCACUCGCCCCUACACUGGACAAGAUGUCAUCACGGCACCGAUCACCGUCACCACAAUUCCACCUCAGGGCGACGAGCCUGGUACCGUGAUCAUCGAGACGCCAACGGAACAGGCCGCGCCCGUCACUUCUGCCGGUCCUGCCCCGUCCUACGUCACAGUGUAUCGGCCACAUACCGGUCCUGACGUUAUCACGGAGCCAGUCACGGUCACGACUAUCGCUCCUACCGGAGACCAGCCCGGUACGGUCAUCAUUGAGACCCCAGGUCCACAGGCGCCUCCAGUGACAACUGCCGGUCCUGCUCCCUCGUACAUUACGAUCUAUCGACCGUACAGCGGAACGGAUGUGAUCACUGGUCCCGUUACCGUCACCACGAUUGCCCCCGAGGGAGACCAACCCGGCACAGUCAUUAUCGAGACCCCUGGUCAAGCGCCUGCCACCACCACCUCUGGUCCUGCUCCUUCGUGGAUCACAGUGUAUCGACCUUACUCUGGCGUUGACAUUAUCACGGCUCCUAUCACCGUUUCAACCAUCCAGCCAGACGGCGACCAGCCCGGUACCAUCAUCAUUGAGACCCCUGUUGAGCGAGUUGCCGCAACCACGUCGACCUACGAGCCAUUCUAUGUCACCGUUUUCCGACCUUAUCCUGGUCCAGGCCAGAUUGAUGCGCCUAUCACGGUGACUACCAUCGCUCCCGAGGGAGAUCAACCAGGCACUGUCAUUAUCGAGACCCCAGGGCAAGCUCCUCCUGUGACAGCCACUCCGGAACCUUCAUACGUGACAGUAUUCCGACCCUACACCGGAACCGGCUUCAUUACCGAACCUACGACUGUCACGACGAUUGAACCCCAAGGCGACCAGCCUGGAACCGUCAUCGUUGAGACUCCCGGUCAAGCCCCUCCGGUCACGGCCAGCCCCGAGCCUGAGCCGUACUACAUCACGGUUUAUCGCCCGUAUCCCGGCCCCGGUGAAAUUACUGCUCCCGUCACUGUCACGACGAUUUCUCCUUCAGGAACCGAUCCAGGCACAGUCAUCAUUGAGACCCCUGCCCCGGUCACAAGCAGCUCUGAGCCUGAACCGUCUUAUGUAACUGUCUAUCGCCCUUACCCUGGCCCCGGCGAAAUCACCGCGCCUGUUACCGUCACGACUAUUGAGCCUUCAGGAACAGAGCCAGGAACGGUCAUCAUCGAGACUCCCGGCCAAGCCCCUCCUGUCACUAGCAGUCCUCAGCCAGAGCCGACCUAUGUGACAGUGUAUCGCCCAUACCCUGGCCCUGGAGAGAUUACCGCUCCUGUCACGGUCACUACCAUCGAGCCUUCUGGCACCGAGCCCGGUACAGUUAUCAUUGAGACCCCAGGCCAGGCUCCCCCAGUUACCUCCAGCCCUGAGCCUGAGCCGUCUUAUGUCACGGUCUAUCGCCCGUACCCAGGUCCUGGCGAGAUCACUGCUCCAGUCACUGUGACAACUAUCGAGCCCUCGGGAACCGAGCCGGGAACAGUCAUCAUCGAGACCCCCGGACAGGCUCCUCCUGUCACAUCUUCCCCCGAGCCUUCGUACAUCACUGUGUAUCGGCCUUAUCCUGGCCCCGGCCAGAUUACCGAGCCCGUGACCGUCACGACGAUCGAGCCUCAAGGAACCGAGCCAGGAACCGUCAUCAUCGAAACGCCCGGACAAGCUCCUCCUGUUACAACUGCCGAGCCCUCGUACAUCACAGUAUAUCGCCAAUACCCUGGCCCAGGCCAAAUCACUGGCCCUAUUACGGUGACGACGAUCGAGCCUUCAGGUACUGAGCCUGGCACGGUUAUCAUUGAAACGCAAGGACCCAUCACAACUGCCGAGCCGACCUAUAUCACGGUCUAUCGUCCUUACCCGGGACCUGGCCAGAUUACUGAGCCAGUGACCGUCACCACGAUUGAUCCAACAGGUACCGAGCCUGGCACUAUUAUCAUCGAGACUCCUGGUCAGGCACCUCCUGUGACCACUCGCCCUGGGCCCUCUUGGAUUACCACCUUCAGGGCCUAUACCGGAACCCCCAUGAUCACUGAGUCUACUACGGUUACAACGAUUGAUCCUCAAGGUGACGAGCCCGGUACGGUCAUCAUUGAGACUCCCGUUCCAGUUACUAGCAGCCCUGCGCCAUCUUGGAUCACGAUCUUCAGACCUUACACUGGAACUCCAAUGAUCGCUGAGCCCACAACCGUCACUACCAUCGACCCCCAGGGUGACCAGCCCGGAACAGUUAUCAUUGAAACUCCAGGACAGGCGCCGCCGAUCACUGCCACCCCUGAGCCUUCUUGGAUCACGGUCUUCAGGCCUUACCCCGGUCCUGGCGAAAUCACUGCUCCUGUCACGGUUACUACGAUUGAACCCCAAGGAGAUCAACCUGGUACCGUCAUCAUUGAGACCCCCGGCCAGGCAGCUCCUGUGACAGCAGCUCCCGCCUCCUAUGUGACAGUCUACACACUCUACACUGGAGCCGAGCCCAUCACUGGACCUAUCACAGUGACUACCAUUCCCCCUCAGGGUGACGAACCCGGAACCGUUGUCAUCGAGACCCCUGGUCCAGAGCCGACUACUUCUCGCGAGCCUUCGUACAUCACUGUCUAUAGGCCUCACUCUGGCCCUGACGUGAUCACUGCACCAGUCACUGUUACGACUAUUGAGCCUCAAGGCGAUCAACCCGGUACAGUCAUUAUCGAGACUCCGGGUCAGGCACCGCCAGUCACAACAGCCGAGCCUUCUUACAUGACCAUCUGGAGGGCUUACACUGGUGUUGACCCCAUCACAAACUCGAUCACGGUUACGACGAUCCCGCCUCAGGGAGACCAGCCAGGAACAGUCAUCAUUGAGACCCCUGUUCCUCAGCCAACCACUUCUGCCGAGCCCUCUUACAUUACGGUCUAUCGACCCUACCCAGGACCCGGCCAAAUUACUGCCCCCGUCACCGUCACGACUAUCGAGCCCCAAGGCGAUCAGCCCGGUACUGUGAUCAUCGAGACUCCCGGCCAGGCUCCGCCUAUCACGACCUCUGAUCCUGCUCCUGAGCCUUCAUACAUCACAGUGUAUAGGCCUUAUCCAGGACCUGGACAGAUCACGGCGCCGGUCACAGUCACCACCAUCGAGCCUUCUGGCACCGAGCCUGGUACGGUUAUCAUCGAAACGCCGGGUCAGGCUCCUCCCAUCACCACCUCGGAGCCUGCUCUAGAGCCCUCGUAUGUGACUGUGUACAGGCCGUAUCCUGGACCUGGAGAAAUCACAGCGCCAGUUACGGUCACAACUAUCGAGCCGCAAGGGGAUCAACCUGGUACCGUCAUCAUUGAGACUCCUGGUCAGGCUCCCCCGAUCACGACCUCAGAGCCUGCCCCAGAGCCCUCAUACAUUACGGUUUAUCGUCCUUAUCCUGGCCCCGGUGAGAUCACAGCCCCCGUCACGGUGACGACGAUUGAACCACAAGGCGACCAGCCCGGAACAGUCAUCAUUGAGACCCCUGGUCAAGCUCCUCCCAUCACGACUUCGGAGCCUGCCCCUGAGCCUUCCUAUAUUACUGUCUAUAGGCUUUAUACUGGCCCCGGCGAGAUUACGGCGCCAGUUACGGUUACAACCAUUGAGCCUUCAGGAACGGAGCCCGGCACAGUUAUCAUCGAAACCCCCGGCCAGGCUCCUCCGAUUACCACUUCGGAAGCCCAGCCUACGUACAUUACGAUUUACACGCCAUAUCCAGGUCCCGGUCAGAUCACUACUCCGAUCACCGUUACGACGAUCGAACCUCAAGGAACCGAGCCUGGCACAGUCAUCAUCGAGACCCCAGGCGAAGCACCACCGAUCACGACUUCGGAGCCCGCACCUGAACCCUCUUACGUCACGGUCUAUAGACCUUAUCCGGGUCCCGGCCAGAUUACUGCACCGGUUACGGUCACAACCAUCGAGCCCCAAGGAACCGAACCCGGAACGGUGAUUAUCGAGACCCCCGGGCAAGCUCCUCCAAUCACUACCGCAGAGCCCUCAUACAUCACAAUCACUAGGCCCUACAGUGGUGUCAAUCCUAUCACGGGUCCCAUUACCGUCACGACUAUCCCUCCCACUGGUACCGAUCCCGGCACAGUCAUUAUUGAGACCCCAGAAGCCCAGUCCACGACUGAGUUUGAUCCUUCGUACAUUACGAUUACUCGAGCCUACCGCGGCAUUGAUCCUAUUACUGGUCCUAUCACGGUCACAACGAUUCCACCAACAGGCAUUGAUCCCGGUACUGUCAUCAUUGAGACUCCAGAGGCCCAGACGACUUCGGAGUUUGAGCCUUCAUACAUCACGAUAUACAGGCCUUACAGUGGUGUCGAAAUCAUCACUGCCCCAACCACGGUCACAACGAUUCCUCCCCAAGGAACAGAUCCUGGAACCGUUAUCAUCGAAACCCCAGGUCAAGCACCACCGAUCACUACAUCUGACCCUGAGCCUUCGUACAUCACAAUCACUCGGCCUUAUACAGGCGCUGAGCCCAUCACGGCCCCGAUCACCGUCACCACUAUUCCUCCAACUGGCACCGACCCAGGCACAGUCAUCAUCGAGACUCCGGAUGCCACCACUGAGGCUGCUCCGACCACCAGCGCUCCUGAGCCUACCUACGUGACCAUCUACAGACCUUACACUGGUUCUGACACAAUCACCGCUCCGGUCACUGUCACCACUAUUGCUCCCACCAAUGGCGAGCCCGGAACCGUCAUCAUCGAGACCCAGGUGUCCCAGACUCAGAGCGAUUCGUAUGUCACAGUUUACAGGCCAUACACUGGAACAGCUUCCUACUCUGAGCCCAUCACCGUCACAACGAUCGCUCCCACCAACGGUGAGCCAGGCACUGUCAUCAUCGAGACCCUGGCGCCUCAGACUGAGUCUCCCGAGACUACGACUGAGCCUCCUGCGAUCACGAUUCCUCCUUCUGAUAAUAGCCGCAAUGUCACCGUCAUCCGACAGUACCCUGGCCCUGGCACAAUCGACUCGCCCAUCACUUCUUACGAGCCCCCAAGCGGUCCUGGGGAGCCCGGUACCGUCAUUAUUGAGACUCCGGCUCCUGCUCCAGCCACCACGAGCGAAGAUCCUGGUCGCAAUGUGACUGUCUACACUCCAGGUCCUCCUUACUUGACGGCUCCCUUGACCCGAUUCCAGCCUGCUACGGCUGCCGGCGAGCCUGGUACUGUGAUCAUCGAGACGCCUGUUCCUACUACGGCUGAGGAGCGCAACGUGACUAUCAUCACGGAGGGACCUGAGUCUCUCACUGCGCCAUUCACUACCUACUCGCCUCCAGGUUCUCCAGGCGAUCCCGGUACUGUCAUCAUCGAGACACCAGGACCUCGCAAUGUCACCAUCACCAGAGAAGGCCCUACCUUCUUCACCACCUACUCGCCUCCAGGUGCUUCUGGUGAUCCCGGAACUUUCAUCGUUGAGACUCCUGCUGAGCGCAAUGUCACUGUCGUUGAAGAAGGUCCCGAGGAGCUCACGGAGCCUCACACUACAUACUCGCCUCCUCGAUCGGCCGGUGACCCUGGAACUAUUAUCAUCGACACUCCUCGAGCACGCCUUGCGGUCCGGCCAACCACAACUACACCCGAGCCCGAAACCACUUCCACUGAGGCUGCGACCAUCAACACGCCAACGGCCCCGACAGCUUCUACCACUGAGCCCAUCACGGAGCCAGCCUCGACUGACGAUGGCACCACCAGCAACCCUGAUGCUCUCACCAUCACUCCCGAUGACAAGCACGACCAUAUCACUGUGGUUGAGCCCAACACUGAGUAUCCCGGUGUUACUGACAACAUCACUCACAUUAUCCCUCCCACUGAUGGUCAACCGGGAACUCAUGUCAUCUACACGCCAGUCACAGACACUGCUGAGUCUACGUCCGAGUCAACCUCAGAUUAUGUCACGAGAUUCGAGACUAUCACUAUUCCCGGUGAUCCGUCUACACUCACAAAGAACGAUACUGCUUCCGGCGACCCCGAGACCACCGGCGUGGAGACCAACACCAUCAUCAUUCCCCCAUCCGGCACCGAGCCUGGAACUGUCCUCGUUCACACCAGUGUCUAUCUGGAUCAGACGUUGGCCCAACACGGCAACGUCACCAUCACCCGGGCUGGACCUCCCGGCGUCACCACUCCUUUCACCACUUACGAGCCGCCGGCUCAAGAAACCGAUCCUGGCACCAUCAUCAUUGAGACGCCAGAUUACAAUGUUACCAUCACUAGAGCCGCUCCUGAGUCUAUCACAACCACAUUCACUACCUACUCACCACCGGCCAACCCCGGUGAUCCAGGCACGGUUAUCGUUGAAACCCCUGAUUACAACGUCACUAUCACUAGGGAGGCGCCCGCUUCUAUCACUACUCCUUUCACUACCUAUAACCCACCUGGAACACCUGGCGAUCCUGGCACAGUCGUCGUCGAGACUCCCAACGGCGAUUACAAUGUCACCAUCACCAGAGCUGCCCCUGCCUCUAUCACGACCCCGUUCACGACUUAUUCGCCCCCGGCUACCCCAGGCGAUCCCGGCACGGUUAUCGUCGAGACUCCCGACUACAACGUCACGAUUACCAGGGCCGCUCCUCCUUCGGUCACAACGCCGUUCACAACUUAUUUACCUCCCGGAACCCCUGGCGACCCCGGAACCGUCAUUGUCGAGACCCCCGAUUACAACGUCACCAUCACUCGCGCUGGUCCUUCAUCGGUUACCACACGGUUUACCACCUACUCGCCGCCAGGCUCUGCUGGUGAUCCCGGCACUAUCAUCAUUGAGACUCCCGAUUACAGUGUGACGGUUACACGAUCUGGACCUACCUCGUGGACAACCUAUUCACCACCGGCUUCUGCAGAUGAUCCAGGAGCCAUCUUCAUUGAUGUUCCCGAGGAUAGAGUGGCCGAUCCCACUACAUCUGAUGAGCCUACCACUGCUGAGGAGUCCCGCAAUGUCACCAUUACUCGUGCACGCCCCAGCACGGCUACCGAUAUGUUCACAACUUACGAGCCUCCUGCCACACGAGGUGAUCCCGGUACCAUCAUCAUCGAGACACCUCUUGUCAGAGUCGCUGGAAACGACCCAACCACUGUUGACGAGACCACGACUACUGAGGAGACUACAACCUUGGAGGAGCCCAGCGCCAGCAACGUCACCAUCACUGAGGUGGUCAGCACAAUCACCAGACCUUACACCACCUACUCGCCAGCUGGUGCUAGGGGUGAUCCUGGUACUGUUAUCAUCGAGCUUCCGCCGGACCACAACGUCACCGUCACCGAAUACGUCAGCUCGAGAACUGCUCCUUACACUACAUAUUCUCGUGCCGCGGUUCAAGGUGAUCCCAACACGGUGAUAAUUGAGCUUCCUCCUGAGCGCAACGUGACGACAACUGAAUACGUCAGCACCAUCACUGCCCCCUACACGACUUAUUCACCUCCAGGCGCAGCCGGAGAUCCUGGCACCAUUAUCAUCGAGCUUCCACCUGACCGCAACGUCACAACAACCGAGUAUGUGAGCACGAUAACUGCUCCUUACACAACGUAUUCGCCCCCAGGUGCUGCCGGCGAUCCUGGCACUAUCAUUAUCGAGCUGCCCCCUGAGAGGAACGUGACCACAACCGAGUACGUGAGCACCAUAACGGCGGCCUACACAACCUAUUCGCCUCCUGCUUCUCCCGGCGAUCCAGGCACGAUCAUCAUCGAGCUUCCUCCCGAUAGCAACGUUACUAUCACCGAGGUAGUCAGCACGAUCACUGCUCCUUACACAACCUAUUCCCCCCCUGGAGCCGCUGGCGACCCAGGCACCGUCAUCGUUGAGCUUCCUCCUGAUCACAAUGUGACCAUCACGACGGAGAUCGAAACCAUCACGGAGCCCUACACCACGUACUCACCACCCGCAAACCGAGGCGAUCCAGGCACUAUCAUUAUCGAGCUACCGCCGGAUCGCAAUGUGACUAUCACGAAGGAGGUCGACACAAUCACAGAGCCAUACACCACCUACUCGGCACCCGCCAACCGUGGUGAUCCCGGAACUGUCAUUGUUGAGCUUCCCCCUGACCGCAACGUGACCGUGACGACUGUCAUCGAGACAAUCACCCAGGCAUACACAACAUACGCAUCGCCCGCCAACCGUGGGGAUCCUGGAACCGUCAUUGUCGAGUUACCGCCGGAUCACAAUGUUACGAUCACAACCCAGGUCGACACGAUUACAGCGCCAUAUACGACUUACUCGCCUCCAGCCAACCGAGGUGACCCUGGUACUAUUAUCGUCGAAUUGCCGCCAGACUCCAAUGUGACCAUCACCACCCAGGUCGACACAAUCACGGCGCCGUAUACAACCUACUCGCCGCCAGCCAACAGAGGUGACCCAGGUACCAUUAUCGUCGAAUUGCCGCCGGAUCACAAUGUCACGAUCACAACCGAGGUCGAUACGAUUACAGCGCCUUAUACCACUUACUCGCCUCCAGCCAACAGAGGCGACCCUGGUACGAUUAUCGUGGAGAUGCCGCCAGACCGCAACGUCACUAUCACGACGAUUGUUGAUACCAUCACCGCACCUUAUACAACCUAUUCGCCUCCUAGCAACCGAGGAGACCCCGGAACCGUCAUCGUCGAAUUGCCCCCUGACCAUAACGUCACUAUCACAACCGAGGUUGAGACCAUUACGGAACCUUAUACUACCUACUCGCCGCCAGCGAACAGAGGAGAUCCCGGUACCAUUAUCGUGGAGAUGCCUCCUGACCGCAACGUGACUACUACCGUUGCUGGACCCAGCACCCUCACAGGCCGCUACACUACCUACUCGCCUCCUGGACGCGCUGGAGACCCCGGCACAAUCAUCGUCGAGACACCACCCCACCACAACAUUACGAUCACUACCGAAGGUGACGAAACGCUCACCGGUCCAUUCACUACCUACAUUCCACCCGGAUCUGAAGAUGAUCCCGGCACCAUUCUCAUCGAGACUCCAAGAGCCAGGUACCACAUCUCGUGCGCCUACGACCACGAGCUCUACAACUACAUCUUCUACUACGUCUACAACCACAUCCCGUGCACCAACCACGAGUUCCUCGACCACGUCUUCUACUACGUCUACAACCACCUCCCGUGCACCAACCACGAGUUCUUCGACCACUUCUUCUACUACGUCUACAACCACAUCUCACGCUCCAACCACGAGCUCAUCAACCACAAGUUCUACAACUACCUCUCGUACAACGUCAACCUCUACUACAGUGCUGCAGCGGCUACCGUCCGAUUCGACUGCGAUGUCUACGGAUACCUCUUCCAGAAGACCUCACUGUACCGUGUUGAGAUUACCACUGGAAAGACUACCCUUAUCAAGUCAGGCAUCGGUCCUGGUGGCUGGAUCAACGGUAUCGGUUACAACCGAUAUGACGAUUACAUCUAUGGUAUGGUCAUGGAUGACACGGGUUCUCAGCUUAUCCGAAUCGGCGCAGACGGUGGCUGGACCUUACUCUCUGCCCGUGUCUCCAACCGCAACGUCAUCAUGGGUGAUAUCGACAACCAAGGUCGCUACUGGUUCUCUGAUGCUGGUCGACCUUGGUGGGCCAUCGAUCUCUACCCCGGCUCUUCCACAUAUGGCAAGAUCAUCCUGAGUGGAACAGCAACUCACGAUGAUGGUAUGGCCGAUUGGGCCUUCGUCCCUGGAGGUGGUGACUACAUGUAUGCCAUCCAGUACACAUCGACAUCGUCCACCUUGACUCGGUUCAGCCGCACAAGCUACACCUGGCAGACCCUCAAGGCCUAUGGCAACAUCACGGGCAACAACGUCUGGGGUGCCCUGUACGCGGCCGCCGACGGAAACUUGUACGGAUCCGAGAACACCAGCGGCAACAUCUACAAGUUCCCCAUUGCCCCGACCAUCGGAAACCCCAAGUUCCUCGCCGCGGGACCCGUGUCAAGCUGGAACGACGGAGCCAGAUGUAUCGACAGCGAGUCUAUUGUCGCCUAA